AUGUUGCACUGCUUCCUACUAGCACAUGUACAGCAACUCAUGAUCGCAGUAACUCAGUGCAAGGAUGCAGAGCAUCUAAAUUAUUCUUUAAUUGCUUCUGUGGUAAAAAUAAUCUUUUUGUUAACAGGUUUUCUUCAUAACUGCUGUGAAGCCUACAAUGUUGGGCUCCUUAAAGCAAAAAUAUUUUCUGGUCCAUCAAGAGAGCAGUUUGGAUAUGCAGUUCAACAGUUCAUAAAUGAGCAAGGCAAAUGGUUAUUGGUUGGCUCACCCUGGAGUGGUUAUCCAGCAAAUAGAACCGGAGAUAUCUAUGCAUGUCCUGUUGGUACACCCAAAACCACAUGUAAAAAAUUAAACUUGCAAGCUUUAAUAAAUAUUCCAAAUGUAACUGAGAUAAAGGAAGACAUGAACCUUGGCUUGACACUGAUACAGAACUCAAAAACAGGAGGAUUUUUGACUUGUGGCCCCUUGUGGGCACAGCAGUGUGGAAGCCAGUACUAUGCAACAGGAGUCUGUUCUGAAAUCAGCCCAAGUUUCCAGAUUCUAAGAAGCUUUUCUCCUGCUAUUCAAAAGUGUUCUUCCGUCAUAGAUAUUGUUGUAGUUUGUGAUGAGUCAAACAGCAUUUAUCCCUGGGAUGCUGUGCGGGCAUUUUUGAAGAAAUUUGUCCAAGGUUUAGAUAUAGGCAUUAACAAAACCCAGGUGGGUUUAAUUCAGUAUGCAAAUAAUCCUCGUGUAGUGUUCAAGUUGAAUGAGUACCGAACAAAGGAUGAUGUUGUUAAUGCAACAGAGAAAACAUUUCAACAGGGAGGAGACCUGACUAAUACUUUCAAAGCCAUCGACUAUGCAAGACAGCAUGCCUUCUCAGCUGAGUCAGGGGGACGGCCUACAGCCACCAAAGUAAUGGUUGUUGUGACAGACGGUGAAUCGCAUGACGGCUCCAACUUGAAAACUGUGAUAGGUAGAUGCAAUGAAGACAAUAUAACAAGAUUUGGUAUUGCUGUUUUGGGAUACUUAAUCAGGAAUGAACUUGAUACUAAAAACUUAAUUAAAGAAAUCAAAGGAAUUGCUAGUCAUCCAACAGAGAAGUAUUUCUUUAAUGUGUCAUCUGAGGCUGCACUACUGGAAGAAGCAGGAACACUUGGAGAGCGUAUUUUUAGCAUAGAAGGUACAGAUCAAGGUGAUACGUUCCAAAUGGAAAUGUCACAGGUGGGCUUCAGCGCAUAUUUCUCACAAAAAAAGGAUGUCCUGUUACUGGGUGCUGUUGGGGCUUAUGACUGGAGUGGAACAGUAGUUCAGGAGUCUUCAAACAGAGUUACUACUUUUCCAAGCAAUGUGUUUGAGAAAAUUCUGCAGGACCGAAAUCAUAGUUCAUAUCUAGGCUAUACUGUAAAUUCAGCAUCGACGCCUGGAGGUGUGCUGUACAUAGCAGGGCAGCCACGAUAUAAUCAUACUGGUCAAGUCAUCAUUUAUAAAAUGGAAGGAAGAGAGGUGCAAGUACUUCAGAGGUUAAAAGGAGAACAAAUUGGCUCAUACUUUGGGGGUGUUAUUACCACAAUUGACAUUAACAGAGACUCAUUUACAGACCUUCUCCUUGUUGGAGCUCCUACAUAUAUGGGAACUGAAAAAGAAGAACAAGGGAAAGUGUAUGUAUAUGCUCUGAAUAAGACAAAGUUUGAGUAUCAAAUGAGUCUUGAACCUAUAAAACAAACAUGCUGCUCGCCAUUAAAACAUGACACCUGCAAAGUUCUUAAGAAUGAACCCUGUGGAGCACGCUUCGGGACUGCAAUUGCUGCAGUGAAGGACCUCAACCUUGAUGGGUAUAAUGAUAUUGUAAUAGGAUCUCCCUUAGAGGAUGAUCAUCGAGGAGCUGUUUAUAUUUAUCAUGGCCGUGGCAACACAAUCAGUAAAAAAUAUACACAGCGUAUUGCAUCUGGUGGAGAUGGGGAGAAAGUGAAAUUUUUUGGCCAGUCUGUGCAUGGAGAAAUGGAUUUAAAUGAUGAUGGUCUGAUUGAUGUCACUAUUGGAGGCCUUGGUGGGGCUGCCCUCUUCUGGUCUCGUGAUGUGGCUGAAGUAAAUGUUUCUAUGCAGUUUAUGCCCAAAAGUAUCAAUAUCCAACAGCAAAACUGUCAGAUAAACAAAAGAAAAACAAUAUGCAUAAAUGCCACAAUUUGUUUUAAGACCAGACUAAAGUCAAAGGAAGAUAUAUUUGAAUCCAGUCUACAGUACUGGGUUACUCUUGAUGCACAAAGACAGAUAUCUCGAAGCUUGUUCACAGAAACUCAUGAGAGGAAAAUGCAAAAAAAUAUAACUAUCAAAGGGUCAGAAUGUAUUAAACAUAACUUCUACAUGUUGGACAAACCUGACUUUCAGGACUCUGUAAAGGUUUUGCUGGAGUUCAAUUUCUCUGAUCCAGAGAGUGGACCUGUUCUUGACAGCAACCUGCCAAAUUCAGUAUCUGAAUUUGUAAGUCAGCAAGAUUCUGUAUUAAUAAACAAAAUAUUUAAGGUGAAACACAUAUCCCACACAAGACCUGAAAGUAUUGUUCAAAGAGAUAGUUUUUAAGCCCAUCCAAUAGAUGUGUCUUUUAAAUAUCUGCUUAAGUGUGAAGAACUUAAUUCAAUGAGUUCUUGGGACCCAGUCUAGGAAUCCCUAGCUUUAAAGCUGUCCGGA
Molecule: messenger RNA, 2667 nt
Organism: Meleagris gallopavo (turkey)
Lineage: Eukaryota; Metazoa; Chordata; Aves; Galliformes; Phasianidae
Source: RefSeq, a predicted model, not a curated record